Molecule: messenger RNA, 1503 nt
Organism: Panicum virgatum (switchgrass)
Lineage: Eukaryota; Viridiplantae; Streptophyta; Magnoliopsida; Poales; Poaceae
Exons: 4
Coding region: 1-1134 (377 amino acids)
Source: RefSeq, a predicted model, not a curated record
AUGGGCUGGGCUGGUGUGACAGCGCCUCGCGCGUCUUUCCGGUUCGCCCAGCCCCCGUGCCUCUCCCACCUCGUUAUCCCCGCCCACCUCGCCGACCCGCCCAGCCACGACCGCCGCGGCGACGACGUGUCCCUUCUCUACGGCGGCCACAUCAAAACAUCCAGCGGCGACGGCCUCCUCCUCCUCGCCUUCAUGGACGUAACCGGCAUGGCCCCCAUCGUCGCCACGCGCGGCGGCACUCAGGAGCGCGAGCUGACUGCCAUCAACCUGGACUGCGACAUGACGCGCUUCGUCUGCAACCCCCUCAGCGGCCAGGUGUUCCGCCUCCCGGACAUCGACGGCACCAAGAAGACGUCGUGGUACACGGAGAUGGGCAUCCUCACCCAAUCUGAACGCCCGGACCGGCCGCCUGACAGGUACGCUGUCGCCGUGCUCGAUGAGGACCACGAUGGGGAGGGGCGGAGCUUCGUCAUGCGGCGGUUUCUGUCGCAAAGAAGGGAGUGGGAGAAGCUGGUGGGCUUGCCGUCCCCGCUCCCGCUUGCACGGCGGAUCAUUAUAGACCCCGUGGUGCUGGCCUUGGCCGGCCGGCUCUGGUGGGUCGAUGCGAGCUGGGGCGUCAUCUCCUCGAACCCGUUCAGCGACCAACCGGACCUCCGCUUUGUCGAGCUGCCGAGGGGCAGCGUGACAGAGCCCGUGGAGAGUCUGGAGGACUGGCGGCUACAGAGGAGGUACCGCCACAUUGGGGUCAGCGAGGGGAGGCUGCGCUACGCCGAGGUGUCCAAGGAGAAGCCCUUCCUGCUCAGUUCCUUUGCCCUUGAUGAUGAUGAAAGCGGCUGGACACUGGAACACCGGGUGGCACUUAGCCGAGUCUUCCCACAUGGAGAUCACUUGUCUGGGGAUGAUACGCCACACAUCGGCGCUCUUGACCCACUGAGCGCAAGCAUCAUGUACCUCACAGUCGCAGAACAGUCUUUCUCCUUAGACAUGAACAGGGGGAAGCUGCUUUCGUGCUCUUUUACAGGUGAAGGUACUCCCACCGUGGCUUGGAUCAAGCCGAAUCCCUUCUGCAGGAACUUUUUCAAGCACGAAGACAGGUGCCAAAAAGACUUUAUCAGACAUAUUGGUUCGUGUUAACAGAGACAAGAGGCAUUGAGGUUUCGACAAAACCAACUGGCAUGGGCAUUUUAACGAAUUGGGAAGCUGAUGGAUGGUAGCUUGCAGAACCCUCACAGUUUACCUAUUUUGUCUAGUUUUUGGAGAAAUCCGGAAGAGGCUUUUGUUUUCUUUGGGCUUUUCUGUGUGCUGGGGGGCUUUUAGUUGCACGCAUGAUAGAACUUCAAACAUCGCGGUAGAAUGAGUGAGUUCAGUCAGCAUGUAACUGGUCAUCACAAGACUAUUGGUGAUGUGUUCACAGCAAGAUAGCACCCUCAUCUUUUCAAGUUACUAAUGUCGACGCGCAGUUCUAUUACUUGUUCUUUCCAAAUAAAAAGUUCUAUGACCUGA